GGAGAGCAUCCGGUGGAGGCAGGAAAAAGGAAUCAAAGCCGCAUAACAAUAUCAGAGUCUGAGUGGAGCAUCAUCAGUGCUGACGUCCAGUUAUCCCCUCAGCGUCCACUUCCAAUAGAUGGGCUGUAAGCCGCUGCUCAGACAGACAGCAGAGAGGCAGAGCAGCGCGGAGGAGAGUCUCUCCUCUGUGAUUUCAAGUGGGACGCGGCAGCUUUUAUUUUUUUCCUCCUCUCAGAAGAAUUUUUCCUUUCAAGUCGUUCGACCAAGUGGGAACUCUGCUGCUGAGCACAAACACGGAGCUCACAAGGAAACGGGGUUUGUCUCUGAAGGCCCGUCGUGGAGCUGCCAUGGCCCGUUUGUGGUUCCCUGGACUCACCCUGAUGACCCUAACCCUCAUCCCUCAAUGGUCCCUGGGUUGUCCCUUUGGAUGCCGCUGCUACAGCCUCACAGUGGAGUGUGGAUCGCUGGGGAUCAAGGAAAUCCCACAGGGUGCCCCCUCCAUCACAGAGACGAUCUUCCUCCAGGACAACGCCAUAGUGCAGAUUCGUCUCCAGGACCUGAAUCGCCUGAGAAGCCUCCAUUAUUUGUACCUGCAGAACAACAGCAUCUCUGCCCUGGAGCCCGGGGCCUUUCUCAACCAGGGCCAGCUGCUGGAGCUGGCCCUCAAUGGAAACCUCAUCCACCUGGUCACCCCUGACAUGUUCCAGGGUCUGGAGCACCUCCGCAUCCUCUAUCUUGCCGGCAACCAGAUUACUCGCAUCCAGGACCACACCUUCAGGGGACUGCAGCGCCUGCAGGAACUACACCUGCAGGAAAACAGCAUAGAGCUGCUAGCAGAGCAUGCUCUGUCUGGCCUAUCAUCCCUGGCCCUGCUGGACCUCAGCAGGAAUCACCUCCGCACUCUGGGAGCCUCGUUCCUAAAACCUCUAGUCAGCUUGCAGGUGCUCCGUAUCACGGAGAACCCAUGGCGCUGUGAUUGCGCUCUCGGCUGGCUACGAACAUGGAUCGGCGAAGAUGGACAGCGCCUACUGAGUUCGGCAGAGCAGCGUCGACUGAUGUGUGCUGAACCUCCGCGUCUUUCUCACCUCAGCUUGGCAGAGGUGGCGCCUAACAGUCUGGUGUGUAUUCCGCCUGUGGUGCAGCUCGAGCCCAGCCACUUGACUGUACGACUUGGCGAGAGCCUCCGAGUGUCCUGCCAGGCCUCCGGAUAUCCUCAGCCUCAGGUGACGUGGAAAAAAGCUUCCCAUGGCAAGGCCCAGUUAUCACCUAGAGGUCUUUUCCAAGAGCUGGGACCCAAUGGGGAACUGUACCGUCCAGGGCCAGGUGGAGUGGUAACAGCCCUGCCCAGCAGUGGGGGGAUUAAGGUUGGAAGUGGCGGCGAAAUUCAAGGACUUGUGCGUGGGGCAGAGGAGGGCGGUGAAAGAGAUAGCUUUGACCCAGACAUGGGCAGCGGCAUGUUAUUCCUCAGCAAUGUGACUGUAGCGCAUGCUGGUCGUUAUGAAUGUGAGGCGUGGAACCCAGGUGGUGUGGCUAGGGUUACAUUUCACCUGGCAGUCAACAUGUCUUCUUCCUCUUACUCAUCCCAGCUGUGGCCUCGUUUGAACACACACUCCUAUGUUUCUUCAUCGUCUAGCUCCUUCUAUCAGCCAGAAGUUCUGGAUGUUAGCCAGGAGCCCCUGUAUGAGCAGGAAAGCAUGGACUUCAAUGCUCUGGGUCCAGCCACACAGACUGCCAUCGCUAUUGGAAUCUCCCUUCUGGCUCUCACUGCUGUUCUUCUUCUGAUUAUGAUCUACACUCGUCACCAGCAGUAUCAAAAAGAGGACAAUGGCUCCUACUGUACCAGCAAAGAGGAGAGCAUCCUUUACGUGAAUGACUACUCUGAUGGACCAACGACCUUUGCGCAGUUGGAAGAGUACCGUGAUGACCACGGCCAUGAGAUGUAUGUACUCAACCGAACCAAGCCUGUCAUGGGCUCUACUACAUCAAGGUGUCAAAUGAUGAGCGGCUUUGUCCAGCAGAAGGGAAUGAAAGAAGCUCUUCUGGAUCACGAAAUGGUGCAGACACUGACGCGAUCGGCGGGAAUUGGGUUUUGCAGAAACCUAGCAGAAGGUGGAGAAGGGCCGCUAACGGCAGGUCCAGAAGAUCUGCUUCUCAGCCAGAGCCUUCUGUUUGGGUCCCAGGUGGCGUACGAGAUUCACUGCUGAAGGAUAUUUAAUGGGUGAAACUAAAUAUUAAAGGACUUAAAGACUUUAACAAUGAUCUUGCUGUAACAAUUUAAAGUGUCAGAUUUGUAUCUGACUUUAAAAAAGAGACACUCAGAUAGUGAAUGCAGAGGGAAAACUGGAUCACUUCCAUCUUGUCAAAGAGCCUCUUCUAAUUGAUUGUGUGACAAAAAGAUGGGACACAGGACUGGACAAUGAUAAUUACAGGAAAAAAAAUCUACUGUCCCGUGGUUUUUAUUCAUCCAUACAAACCCUUUAAGGAUAAUUACAAGUGGCUAACUUCAUCAGAAUAAGUUGAUAUAACAGUUAAACAAGAUGCUAAGAAAAGAGGCCCAAACAGUGCAGUUUGUGGUUGUAAAAAUGUCAGUGGUUAGUGAUGAAUAUUUUCUUUAAAUGUAUUCCUUUAAGUUUCAGUUUAAGUAUGUUAUCUCUGAGUACGACAAAGUUAAUUUUUUGUAAAGUGCAGCUUUUUUGCGGACCCUGUUACAAAUUUCAAUUAGAAUUAGAUCUACAACAAUCGUCUUUUGGAAGCUGCAGCAUCAGCUGAAUACGUUGAGUGACUGUGUGUUGCCAGAGGGAUUAAAGGGGUCCAACAUGGUA
This is a messenger RNA of Fundulus heteroclitus (mummichog), 2822 nucleotides long. It is a transcript of the gene lrrc24, whose product is annotated as leucine rich repeat containing 24. Lineage: Eukaryota; Metazoa; Chordata; Actinopteri; Cyprinodontiformes; Fundulidae. The transcript is spliced from 5 exons. The record is from RefSeq and is a predicted model, not a curated record. Gene Ontology annotation, molecular function: protein binding. Bases 348 to 2204 code for a protein of 618 amino acids.